Molecule: messenger RNA, 1767 nt
Organism: Cuscuta epithymum
Lineage: Eukaryota; Viridiplantae; Streptophyta; Magnoliopsida; Solanales; Convolvulaceae
Source: the annotation of a GenBank genome assembly
AAAGGAUUCGAUUUUCCCGUUGAGUUUUCCGGCUCUGCGUUCCAAAGUCCCACGGCUAAAUUUGUACAGUCAUUCUUCCAGAGAAUACUCCGUAGAAUAUUAUUCUCUUCCCGUAGCUCAUCGUUGCUGAACACAGACCCUACAAUCCGCAAGAGCUGAGAUGGAAAGAAGAACGGCUCCCUCCCCAGUGGGUGCUGGUAUGGCUCUGCCUCAUCUCCUUCCCUUCCACCCUUCUCUUCUUCUCUCCCGGGGUCGGAAUGAAGGGCACGUUUCUUUUGUGAACCAAGAACACGAACGGCCUAUAAUCCCCCAGCCUGAAGUUAAUCUUCCUGAUAACGACCACAACCCCAUGGCGUCGAUUAGGAGGCGCAGAGAUUGCUUCGAGAUGUAUCAAAUUUAUGAGAUUUUAAAGGCACAUUCUGUGAAUCUUCCAUUGCAUGAGACACGCGAGCCUGAGAAUUGGGUUGCAGGGAACGUGUUGGGAGAAAUGCGUACAAGACUUAAUCCUUCAAACAGAAGCGUGGAGGAGUUGGAAGAACCAGCUUUCCGAGAAUGUGCCAAGAAUCAUGAAGAACAAGGAUUCUCAUCGCUCAAGAGCCUGACUGACACUUAUUUUGAAGAAGAUGAUACAGAGGAAGAGGAAUGGUUCAGGGUAAAAGAUCUGAGGCUCUGUUCCUGCUGCAAGCAGAAAUGUCAUAAUGGUCCAAAUUGCAGGAGAGUUCUGAAUGUCACAACUGGCCUUGAAGAAACCGAAAGAGAAGAGGAGGAAGCAGAAGAAGUGACACGUGAGGGUGUAGGAGUUGAGACCAUAAAGUUACAUGGACAUGUUGAGAACAAAGACGUAGUUAUGCUGAUAGACAGUGGGAGCACACAUAGUUUCUUGGACCCUAAAAUAGUCAAAGAUAUGGCGAGUGUGGAAAGUGUCAAGAAUUAUAAAGAACAUGGAUACUUAUCGCUCAAGAACCAGACUGAGACUUAUGUGAAAGAAGAUGAUACAGAGGAAGAGGAAUGGUUAAGGGUGAAAGAUCUGAGGCUCUGUUCCCACUGCAAGAAAAAAUGUCAUAAUGGUCAAAAUACCUGGAGAGCUCUGAAUGCCACAACUGGCCUUGAAGAAACCAAAAGAGAAGAGGAGGAAGCAGAAGAAGUGACACGUGGGGGUUUAGGAGUUGAGACCAUAAUGUUACUUGGACGUGUUGAGAACAAAGACAUAGUUAUGAUGAUAGACAGUGGGAGCACACAUAGUUUCUUGGACCCUACAAUAGUCAAAGAUAUGGCGAGUGUGAAAUGUGUCAAGAGUCGACCACUCCAAGUGACUGUGGCAAAUGGGAAUGAGUUGAGCUGUGAUUUAGUCUGUCCCAAUUUCAAGUGGACUGUCCAAGGAGAAACCUUUGUGAAAGAAAUGAGGCUAGUGAGAAUGGGUGGGUGUGACAUGGUUCUUGGAAUGGAUUGGAUAGACGAGUUUACCCCUGUCCAGCUAAACACCCGACCCCCCAAGGUUACGUUUUGGAAGGAGGGCAGGAUGGUUAAACUUUAUGGGGUUACAUAUACUACUGAGGAAGCUGUGGGCAAGUCAUCUAGGAGUUAGUGACCUGCCAUUGUGCAGAAGAAUGGUUAUAGUUGCACUUUGAUUCAUAUGAAUUGCUGCUGGAUAUAUGCAUGAUUUUUGUAAUUUGAACUUUAUAAGGUUUUGGGGCUUGUUAUGAUCUUUUUCAGGGGCCCUGCAUGUGUUUCAUGUAAAUGCACUAGAUUUGUUAAUAUGAUUCCAUU